This is a messenger RNA of Diachasma alloeum, 5083 nucleotides long. RefSeq names its product tudor domain-containing protein 7 (gene tapas). The record is from RefSeq and is a predicted model, not a curated record. NCBI's taxonomy places the organism in Eukaryota, Metazoa, Arthropoda, Insecta, Hymenoptera, Braconidae. The coding region runs from base 377 to 3988 and encodes 1203 amino acids. The transcript has 6 exons.
UGUCCCCGUUCAUAAACCGUUUCAUUUAGUCCGAAAUCAUUGACCUCGAGCAAUUCCGAGUCGAAUCCCGAGUCAGAAUAGUUUUCCCCGACUACUUUCCCCACUAUUUACCAUUCUCCGUUCAUUGUUUACCCUUCGAGACUUUGUUUUGACUCUCGAAGUCUCAGAAUUCGUGGAAUUCAGGUAUCAAACGACAACAAUCUUUCCGUUCGCUUCAAUUCCCUUCAAUUCUUCCCCAAAAAAUCCUAAGUUUUAUCAAAUUGACCGCCGGAAUCACCGAUUUUUCUCCCGUUUCAUAAAAAAAAAGAGCUCGAGUUGAGAACAAGCGGAAGUCACUGGAGAUCGAGAAAUCCCAGUUGAGCCAAAAAAAAAAAAGAUGGAGGAGGUAAUGUCGAAUCUGAGGGCAUGUCUGCAGACGACAAACGGAGGAGUCCCCCUGGAGCACGUGAACAAGGACUACAGAUCCCUGGAGGGUGAGAACAUCCCCUACAGAAGGCUGGGGUUCGCCACCCUGGAGGACUUCAUCGCGCAGGUCCCUCGGGUCCGUCAGUACCGAAAGUGCGGUGUGGUCUACGUGGAGGUGAUUCCGAACGAGAAGACGGGGCACCUGGCGGCCCUCAUCAGCAAGCAGAAGACGUCGAAGAGGAAGCCAUCGAGGCUGGAGAUGACGUCGAGAAGACCGACGAUCAGUGGCGCAAACCAGGGAAGACCGAGGUUCAACAGUCAGGGGGGAGUGCCCCAGUUCCCCAGGAGGAGCUACCAGCCUCAGAGGCCUGGGGCUUACCCAGGGGGCAGGAGCUACCCCCUCAGGGGCAGUGGACCUGCAGAAGGUGGGAGAAGCUACCCUCGAAGUAAUGGAAAUGCAGAGAUCAGGAAUUAUGGGAGACCUGGAGGAAAUUCUGAGAGACCUGGAGGAAAUUCUGAGAGACCUGGAGGAAAUUCUGAGAGAUCUGGAGGAAAUUCUGAGAGACCUGUGACGACUUAUCCCCCAGGACCUGUUAUUAAGCCAGAGCCAACGGUGAGGAUUUAUCCUCCAAGAGCUGUUGUUAAGUCUGAGCCACCGGUGACGACUUAUCCUGCAAGACCUGUUGUCAAGUCAGAACCAACGGUGACGACUUAUCCAGGCUCUCCACCGAGGGGAGAGCCAAUUCCAGUGAUCACGAGCCACCAAAAUUACCAGAAUUACCAGGUGAAUGAUGACUCGUCGAUGCCCAGGUGCCCUCAAGCCUUCCAGAAUCGAAACAAUAAUGGUGGGAAGGUCAGCCCACCCCAGACGCCUCAAGGAUUCAACUUUAACGAAGAUUUUCGAGGGAAUGGAUUCAGAGAUGUCCCUGCAGGUGAUGUCAAUGCGAAUGGCUAUGGCUCGAUGACUCCACAGGUGGCUUUUGGGGGAAACACCAGGGAGAGGACGCCUCCUCCUCGCAGGGUGGUGAGGUCACUCAGUGAGAGGCUGAAGAGGCCAUCCCCAGAGCCUGCGCCAGUCGAGAAUGCAGCGAUGGCCUCUGGUUUGAAGAAUGGGGAGGGCUCCUUUGGGCUCUCCAGCCCUCUCACUCCACCUGCGGAGGCUGACGACCCCAGGGGGGAGCUCAGUGCUCUAGCCAUGAGGCUGAACCUCUCGGAACCCGAGUACAAGACGCUGAAUGUGGGCAAGGGGGGCAGGAUCAGGCUGUUCAGUCAGGUGGUGGUGGGCAAGCACAAGUUCAGCAGCUAUCCCUGCGACGCUGUUAACGAGGUGGAGGCUGCCAAGCUGGCGGCUGGGGCGGCUGUCGGGGCGCUGCUUUCGUUGCAAGGACCUCCAGUCGAGUUGAGGGUCACUGAGGACAGGGGGCUCGUCAUGCAGAGGAUUCUGGGGAUCGUGGAUGGACAUCCCAAUGGGGUCUUCAGGGAUCGACUGCCAGGGUUCUACAGGGAGAUGCAUGGCGAGGUGUUGCCUGAGGACUGGGUGGGACUUGUCGAGCAGUGCAGGGAGCUGGCGCUUGAGAAGGGCGUGGAGAACUCGGUUAUCGUGUGCAGGAGCCUCCCGGAGGUCCAGAGGAUGAAAACCCCUCCGCUCUCCCCGAAGCGCGAGCGCCCCCUCCUGAAGCCCCCCUCGGAGACCCCCAUCCCCCUGCUGUUGCCCUCGAGCACCCUCUGGCCAGUGUACGUCUCCCACGUCUCCUCCACCUCAGAUGUCUGGAUACGUCUUCUCGAGGACGAGUACAACGAGAAAUUCUACGAGAUGUCGCAUCAGCUCAACGCCCACUACUCCUCCAUCACCGAGUCGGCACCCUCAGUCGUCAUCCUCAACCACUACGUCACGAAGGUCAACGACGAGGUCCACAGGGUCAGAGUGGAAGCCCUGGACCCCCUGACAGGCGACGCCGAGAUCUUCUUCGUGGACACUGGUGACAACGACGUUGUGGAUCCCUCCAGGCUCUUUCCACUCGACAAAAAAUUCCUCGAGGUGCCACCGCAGGCCAUCAGGGCCUGCCUCUCUUCCCUGGAAGAGAUCGCAGUGUGCGAUACAACCACUGAAAUCGCUGAGAAACAUCUUCUCGGCAAGACUUUCUACAUGCAAGUCUUGAAUCGAGAUUAUGAUGAACUCAGCCACGUGGUGGUGGGAGUUUUCUAUGACACCAACAGUGAGACUGAUGUCAAUGUUAAUGAGAAGAUUUCACUGGAGCUGCACCACGUUAUGGAGCUGUCGAAGCCCGAGGCGCAGGUUGCUGUCAAGGGGAAAUUGCUGGAGGUGUUUGUUUCACACAUCGAGCAGAAUGGAGAUGUUUACCUGCAGGUGAAGAACGAUGGCAUGGCGAUCCUCACAAGUAUGCUGAAUGGUCUUCUGGAGGGAGUCAUGGAGGACGAGGGACUCCUGAGCAAUGCCAUGGUGAAGGGACAGCUGGAUCCUGCGGAGGUUUACCUCGCCCAGAAGCCUGAUGGCGACUGGGUGAGGGUCCAGGUGUCCCCCAGUGCCCAGGAUCAUUCCCUGAGGACCAUUGACUCUGGAGAACGUGUGGAGGUCGACCUGGGGAAGGUGCUCAGACUGAAGGAGCUCUCUGACCCUCUUGCAAGGUUCCCAGCACAGGCCAUCAAAGUGGAGAUGAAUAAUCUUGGGAGGACGAGGUUCAGUGAGAGGGUGGGCUGCAGGCUGAGGGAGCUCGCUGGUCCUGGGGAUGUUAUACUCUGCAAAGUCGUCCAGGAGCCAGUGUUUGGGAGAGCUGCUGUUGUCGAGUUGUUCAAGAGGUCUCAGCCUGAGAACCUGCUGAUUUCGAUCAAUAAUACUUUGGAUCUGGAGCCUGAGAUCAUCAAGUGUGGGGAUGGGAACAAUAACGUCAGGAGGAAGAGGCUGGAGAGGAGGGGGAGCAAGAGCAGUGAUGACUCACUGAAGGGACUCAAGGGACCGAAGAUUCCGGGAGUUGGAGAAUUCUUCAAUGUCAGGGUCACUAAUCUCGUGCCUAGCCCUGGGAAUUUCGUCGUACAACCGUUUGAGGAGAAACCCAAACUUGAGGCAAUGAUGGAGGCUCUCCAGGAAGCUUACAAGACCGUUGACGUACCCAAAGAGACGAUCAACGAGCUAGAAAAGGGGAGGGUUUAUGCUGUGAAGAAUUACGAUGGAUAUUGGUAUCGUGCAUGUAUUAAUCGAAUAUUGGAUGAACAAUCGGUGUCUGUGCAUCUGUGCGACUUUGGGAACAUCAAUGUCGUCACAUUGAGUCAGGUGCAACCACUCAAAAGAGAAUUCUUCGAUCUACCGUAUCAAGCUAUUAAGGCUAGGCUAGUUGGUAUUCAGCCAAUAAGCGGGGAUUGGUCUCUCCCAACAUGCUUACAAUUCCAAAAAUUAGUCGUGAACAAGAACUUCGUAUCCGUCAUCAAGCGAUUAGAGCACGAUAAUUCCACUCCGUCCAGUACAAUCCUGGGCUUGGAAUUGAUUGAUGUCACCCUGGAGGAUCGGGACAUCUACAUCCACAAAGUUCUCAUCGACGAGCGACGGGCUCUUCCAGAGGCACCCUAAGCUACAUCCUUGGACAGAAGAUAUUUAUUUCCAUUAAUUUAUCAACUCUAGACACUAGAAUUAAACAAUCAUUCCUCUAAACGUGCGGAAGAGCCUAGCAAAAAGCUUUCCUAUUUUUUUUUAAAUCUGAAUUCAGUGGAAAACUGACAGAACUCAUGAAACGUAGAAAAUCGAUUUUCCACUUUCGGUUAAUUUUCAAAUUAUCUCGAUAAGGAAUCAUUUUAGAGAAAAAAGCCACAAGAUAUUUUCUGCUGGAAAUUUAAUUCUCCACAAAAAACUUCUUCUGAUAUUUUCGCCUAAAUCCAAUGGUUUCCGAGAUAAAUGCAAAAUUAACAAUUAUCAAUGAGGAAUUCGAGUUUUUUACGUUUUUAUUCUUCAAUUCUCGAUUAAUCAACGCCAUUAUUAAUUAAUCUUCUCGUUAGUGUCGCCUUAAAAUAGUAAAAUAAGACUGCUUGUAAUAGUCAAGACCUUGGGUAAUUCUCUUCGAGGCAUUGUUUAUUUAUUAAAUACGAAAUUCAGCACUGAAACUGUAGAAUAAGUCUCGCAAAUCAUUCAUCAAUCAGUUAAUUAUUUCCUAAGCGAACUGAUUUAGAGGAAAUCAUUAAGACACUUUAUUAGUGAAAACAUUUUCAAUAAAAGAAGUCUCCCGACAUUUUCUCGUAAAAUAACUCAUUGUCAACAAUUCAAUUCAGACAAUUUCAUAAUUAGCAGGAUAAAUUAUGAAAUUCUCUAAACUUUUUGGUGUUAUUAAUCACCUGAUUAUCUGCUGAACGAACGAUUUCGGAGAAAAAUAUGGAGAUUUUUUUUUCGUGAGAAAAUUUCUACCAAAAACGUCUAAGACUUUUCAACUUUUUGACUUAAUUCAAUAAUUAACGAGUAAUUACGACUUUCUCUAAGGAAAAAUUAGAAAAUUUUGAGAUUACUUCGAGUUUUUGUUGGAUUCAAUUGACGAUUCUAAAAGCCCAUUUUUUACGGAGAAAAAGUUAACAUAAAUAUUAUGAAUUAAGUACUAGUGAUAGUUUCUAGGAGUAGGAAGAAACCUUUAAGUGCACUGUAAAAUGAUAUAAUAGUUUAAUAAAUCAGUUUAGAAACGAA